CGUCGAUGUCGUCUUAGGCAUGGCAGAGGAAGUCGACUGUUCACAGUACUUGAGAGCGAAAGAUCCAGCUCGUGAAGAAGCAAAGAUUGAUUUGAGGAGAAGCCACUUAAGAACAGGCGCUAUUGUUGGCGUUUAGAUCCUGACUUGAACUAUGAAAAGAUCGAAACGGUUUUUCCUAACGAGCAGCUAGUUCACGGAGAUAACCCCAUCGCUCCAGGUUCUCCAUCUCCAGGAAUCAUGACUUCUUCUGCCGUCAGCGAAAUCACUCUCACCCUAGGACUCGCGAACCCGAGCGUUUGGCCUGAAUCCCCAACUUUGCGGGCAAAACCACCAAGUCCUCCGAAUGCUGUAUCGAUUCCGAUGAGUGGGUUGCCGUCAUCGCUAAGCACAUUGCCGACACCUUUGAGUGACAUUACCUCUUCAGCAAGCGGAAAUCUUGUACCUACAUCAGGGCUCCCUCCUUCGGAUGAUGGGACGAAGGGUCCAGCUAAUGUAUCUGCACCAGACAAAGCAAUGCCUGUUGCACCAGGAACUGAUACAGGGGUUGUGGGAAACAUGCCAUCACCCCCAAAGGGCACACCACAACUCCCGAAGAACCUACCGAGUCCGCACAACGUUAUGCCAUCCCCUCAAAAUGUUGCGACCUCUCCGCCAACGGGCAUGCCUGAGAUGGCUGGAAUGUCAGGAGUACCAACGCCGAAAAUAGGUGGACCUGCAUCCAGUGGAGUUAGGACGACUUUAAACAAUGGGCAAACAAGAAGCGGCGUUGGAGGCGUGGAGACGUCAGCAGGGCAGAUUGGAAACAAUGGCGGACUGACUUCACACAUGUUCAGUCCAUUCUUAGCUAUAAUUUCAAUCUUGGCGGGACUUCAAUUUUGAUGUUUUAGCUCUUCAGGGACGCCAUGAAGAUGCACAGUGAACGCAAGUUUCUUUAUGUAAAUCUUGAUUCUAUGGAAUGAGUUAUGAACAAGUGAAUAUUUAGUACAGAGGAUCGUGUUCCAGGC
Messenger RNA from Verruconis gallopava, 1004 nucleotides. RefSeq lists its product as uncharacterized. The record is from RefSeq and is a predicted model, not a curated record. The transcript has a single exon. The coding region runs from base 238 to 879 and encodes 213 amino acids. NCBI's taxonomy places the organism in Eukaryota, Fungi, Ascomycota, Dothideomycetes, Venturiales, Sympoventuriaceae.